AUGUUUCAAUUGCCAUUUUUGGACCAAUUCCGGAACGUGGUGACGUACAGUCAAAUCGAUGACUUUGCCGAUGUCUUGUCAUGCUUCGCAACACCUUCGAUCUACUUGUUCGGGGCGAUCUUGAUUUCAGCAAGAACGUGAGUUUAUUUUUUGGGCAGUAGUUUCCUGAUUUUUAAUAACUUGGUUUUCGACGGAAUAAGGGGCCUAGAACAACCCUCAUUGGAAGAACCCGUAUCAUUAACCCUAGACCGACCCUAACCUCUACAGCCACUCUACAACCCAUAUUCCCCAUUUGAUUUUCAAAAUACAAGCGCUCAAGAGUCUUAUGAUUUCCUCCCAAAAGUUCCCAUUUUCUCUCGUCGCGGUUCUCUAAAAAUCUCGUGUCCUCUCUAUGUUUCUCUAACACAUCUGGACUACAGAAGUAAUGCAUGUACUAUGUGGUGUCACUUUGAAAAGGUGGAAAUACAAAGAAAAGCCUAUUGGUUGAGGUGGGAGGAAUAUAAUAGAACAAACAAAAGAAACAGACGUGCGCUUUUGAAAAAAAACUUCGCUGUUUUGAAAAACCUAUGACAAUUAGGAAGAAGGUAUUGAAGUCGCUUGUUAGAAAAAAGGCCAUGGCAGAAGAUUGAGAGUUCCCUCAGGCCCUGUUCUCUUGAGCACUUGCCAGACACGAUGCCUAAUCAACUCGGGUUGCCUGCAUAGGCCUGAUCAGUUUGCUCGAUUUGCCCAUACACUCUGCCCGAUAAGCCCGGGCCCUGUUCUCUUGAGAACUUGCCAGACACGAUGUCUAAUCAACUCGAGUUACCUGCAUAGACCUGAUCAGUUUGCUCGAUUUGCCCAUACACUCUGCCCGAUAAGCCAGGGCCCUGUUCUCUUGACCACUUGCCAGACACGGUGCCUAAUCAACUCGGGUUACCUGCAUAGGCCUGAUCAAUUUUCCCGAUAUGCUCAGGAUUCCCGCAUACACACUUCCCGAUAAGCCAGCUAGCCGUGGUCUCUGUUCUUUUGUCAAAUUUUCUUCAUCGAUAACUUCCCAUCAAAUUGUUCUCACUUUUGUUAGUCAACCAUUCCAAGCUUCAGCAUCGAGUAAAAACGGCAAAUUGAGGAAAACCUAAUUUGCGACUUAAAUUUGAAUAUCCUCGAAUUCGGAGACUGGAAAAAACGGGAAACAUGCAUAUUUCCAGUGUUUUCAGUUCUUUCUUCCAACUGACUUUUGCGUUUUCUACCCCUCUAUCUCUCUACUUUCCAAUUGUGAUCUCGGUCCACGUUUCUGUAGAAUAGAAUAGCGAAGCGAAUGAAAAAUGAUGAAUACCGCCGAGAAAGAGAAACCAUCGAGUUAAACAGAGAUCUGAAUAGAAAAGCAGAUGCUCAAUCUCUGAAUAUCUCAAAACUACGUACUUCUUAAUCCGGCAUCAUUGUAACUGCUGAUUUUUUAAAUCUCUAACCGCGGAAUGUUUUUUUAUCUCUAGAAGCAUCAAUUCCCAAAAAUUGCAUUCAUCUCAUUUUAUUGGACCAAAUUGUAGACUAUUUUUCAUCACUCGGAAAGUUUUGAUUGGAAAAUAUGUGAAACAUUGAAAACUAUUACGUGUUCUUCACGAUCAUAGCAUACGUUUCACAUUCCACAAACGAAUUUUCAUUCUGGAUCACACCAUUGGGUCGAAUACUUAUGAAACAUUUAGUUUUGAUAACUUUAUUUGAGAAAACACAUUUCUCCUACCGUAAUCAUAGAUUGGUUAUUCAAAAUUGGCUGGCGGCAGAAAAUUCAAAUCGCAAUGAAAAGAUCAAACGCGAAACCGAUAACUAUUCAUCCAAUGUUGCGUCAUUGUAGACUUUCCGAUUGCACUUUGAAAAUAAAGCAUAAAUGUAUUACUUUAGUAAAAAGUGCAAGUACGACUUCUUGUUUCCCAUGACAUUUCCGAAUGCUUAUUCAUUACAAGACAAUAGAAAAGGUCGUGUUAAUGGGAAUCACUAUUUCUUGACUCUUUUUUUUUGUCUGAAUAGUUUGGAGAAAAAUAAUUGUUAGAGGGAAAGAUAAACAAUAGGGAACAAUUAUUGGAACAAAUGCAAUAUGUUGAUACUGUAGGAACGGAAAUGAAACAAAAACAAUUUCAAAGAACUUCAAAGGAAUAUUGAACAAAGUUAUUGCUUUUUAAUUGAGAUAAAGAAAAGAAAACAAAUAACAAUUUUGAAAAAAGUUUUAAUGGAAAAACACGGGGAUGUCCUAGCCUCUAUCACAUCCAUUAAUGUCUACAACAAUAAGGAUUGGUUUGAAAUUUUCAAAUAUCAAUUCAGAAUUUUAAACUAUCAAAAACCAAAACGCUAAUCUAUUCAUCUUUAGUUAAUAUAACCUAUUAUUUUUGAGACAGUAUAAGUUUCAUUAAUCUCAAAAAUGUGUCAUCUGCACAUUUUAGAAAUAUAGUGCAAUUCUUUAAACUGUUGUUUAAUAAAAUAGUGACCUCAAACUCGCUUGCCAACGCCUAAUCAUGCCUCGGGAAAAAGUAGCAAGUUUUGCUACAGAAAUAGACUUUUAGCCAGUUUGUGACCAUUCUUACCAAACUUGCUACAAUUUAUAAUGGAAAAAAUGUAGCAAGCUCGCUAAAAAUAGUCACGAGCUAGCGAAAAGUCAGAUUUUCUUAAUUUCGGAAAUUGCAAAAGGUAUUUGUUUUAUUUGCAUAAAACUCAAAACCUCAAAUUUUUAAAAACAAUGUUGAAAAACUCACUUUUCCUCCAGUUUUCCUCGGUUUCGAAAAUCAUUCAACAAAUAUUUGCUUCAUAAGUUGUUUCAAUAUUUCAAUCAUUUCGCUGACUGUUUUCCUGUAAAGUAGAAAUGAGUCAAAUUCAAAUAAUCACUUUAAACGAAAAAAAUUCAAGAAAGUACAUUUUUUCAUAAAAUUACUUUUUGAGCACCAGUUUCAGUAUGAAACUAUCAAAAAAUAACUAAACUUGUGUUACUGGUACUAGGAAAAUAGAUAAAUAUGAAUUUUACAACAAGUUUUAUUCAAAUGCAUGGAAAACAACAAAAAAUACGUGAAAGAACAAUUUCCGAAAAAACAAAAACAAGAAAAUAAAAGUAAACAUGAAAGUGCGCCCCAUUGAUAAACACCGCAUGCCCCGCUCAGCACUUGACUCUGUAGACUGACUGUACAAAUUGAAGAAGUGUGAAUACAGCGAAUGAACGCUGUACCUACACUUUUUUUCCCGAAAAUCGUAGGUUCAUUUUAUCUUCAGCGUAGCUACGAAAAAAAUCAAAUUCGUAGCUACGCAGAUGAUAAAUCGUUAUUACGCACACCUUAAAUUCUGACGAGAGCUGCCAAGCGUCACACAAUCAGAGAUGAAAACGUAGGUACAGCGUAUCUACGCUGUAGCUACACAAUUCGCGGACAGAAAUUAAGUGAAGUGACCGCUCUAUAAAUAUUAUUUUUGAAUCCGUAGCUACGCCGUUGCUGUUCUGUAGCUACUUUGUAGAUAAACGGAUGUUACUUAUGUGCAAUUCUCUCUUCCCCGUUUCCGUACAAAGUAUCAACGAAAUUUGUACAGUCAGUCUACAGAGUCAAGUGCUGAGCGCACUCUGUCAAAAAUUUGUGUGUUUUGUCGUUGCUGUUUUAUUAUCAGACUAAAAUAGUGCCGUUUUUAAAUACUCUAUUCUGAAACAUCUUUAAACACAGCAUUCAUAGUUUUUCCCCUUAUCCGAAAUAGUUAUCAAUCAACUCUUAAAAAACACAUUUGUCAAUUCUAGAUAUGUUGGUUCUCCAAUUCAAUGCUGGAUUCAACAAACCUAUUCUGGAGCUUGGGAAGAUUAUGCGGAGACCUACUGUUUCUUGAAGGUUUGUUAUACAAAUAUAACAAUAAUCACUUUGAAAAUCAAUAAAAUUUUUAGAACACUCACUUUGUGCCAUCUACUGAACAUAUUGUCACUGGUAUGAAUUCGAGCAAGAGUUCUGUCAAAUAUUAUCAGUGGUCAUCAAUGUAUUUGGCAGUUUGCGCGUUGUGCUUCAUCCUUCCGAAACUUUUCUGGAAGUAUUCACAAACUACUUCGGGUCAGUUUGAUAGAUGGUGUUAAAACAUUGAAAUGUUAUCUUCAGAUAUUCCAUUGACCUACUUCUGUGAAACCACGAACGAAAUUCGAAAAACGACGACCGAUAAAAGAAAGGACAAAAUCACCGAAAUGGCCAAGUAUUUGAAAGAGAAAUUGGAGCACAAUGAGAAAUAUGGGUGAGUUUGAAGCAUACACACAUCUUAUGUUAGAAAUACAGCAUCUAUAAUAAUUUUUAAAGAUCGAUCUUCUUCAACAUGACAACUUCCUACUUCAUCACCAAAAUGCUCUACAUUUUUGUUGCACUCGGACAAUUCUACUUGGUUGCUGUGUUUUUGGGACAAUCAGAAGAUAUCCUCUGGGGUUUCACUGUAAGUUUAACUUCUUUGUAUCAAGAUAACUGUAAAAUUUUAACGCGACAUAUUGUUUCAGCUUCUUCAAAAUUUGAUUGUUGGCGACAACUGGGAAGUGACUGGAAUUUUCCCACGCAUCACCUAUUGCAGCUUCUCAAUCCGUCAACAAAGUGGAGAUUUCCAAAAACACACAACUCAAUGUGUUUUGGGUGUCAAUGAGUUCAAUGAGAAAAUUUUCUUGUUCAUCUGGUAUUGGCUUGUUGCUCUCAUCGCGAUCACCAUUGUUGCAACACUUCGUUGCUUCUAUCUUAUGAACACCAACUCGGUCGUUGACAGUUUGAUGAUCAAACAUGUUAGUUUUUAUCUUUACUUUUACUAUAUUAUUGUAUCAGUUAACCCCUGAAGUGCUAAUUGAGUUUAGUAUUGCCGGAAUCCAGAUUUGACGAGGUUUAGAACUAUAUUUUCUGAAAAUAGAACUCAAAGCAUUAUCUCGAAUUUUCACGUUAUUAUUUUUGCAACCAGAAACUUCUCAAAUCUUUCAAACGUUUUUUUUUGCAAAAUUCAAAAAUAAAUAAGGAGAAGCGAUUUUUUUGUAUGAUCUUCCUCAAUUUUCCAUUAACCUUCGGAUUAAUUUUCACUUUUAAUAGAUUUGCAUUUAAAAUAAUUUUUCUUUCAAUAAGCUUUUUUUGUUUUUUUUCCAGCGCAACAUCAAUGAUAAAAUUGUCACUCGCAAAAUCCGCGACUUCAGCGAAAACUAUCUUCGAACCAAUGGAAGAAUCAUUCUCUCUUAUGUCAAAAUGGAAAGUGAUAUUGUUGCUCAAGAACUCGCAUUGGAACUCUUUGAAGAUUACAAAGAGAAGGUGGGUAGAUCAAAUUUUUAUUAUUUUUCAUGCAAUUUUUGUCUACUAGGAGAAGUCCUUUCACUAAAAAAAAUAAAAAAGAGCUUUAAAAUUUUGAAUAGCAAGAGAACCAAAAAUCGAGUUUCACUUUUGGUUCUCAAUCUGUUUUGGAACUGAAAUUUGACUUUCAAAAAAUAAAAAAUUCCUCUGAAGUUUCAUUUUUCUAAUUUCAAAUAUCUAUAGCCAAGAUUCAUCCAUUUCCAAAAUAUCGAUUACAAAAGUUCUCUUUCGACUAUAAGUUCCAAGUUGUCAUUGAUGAAGCAAUAUUUGCAGAUCAAGAACGCUUUCGAGGAUAUUCCAACCAACGUUCUUGUCGCAGGUGAUAAUGCAUCCGAAAAAACCGUGAUCGAUGAUUCGGAAGUUGCUUCGGAGCAAUAA
This is a messenger RNA of Caenorhabditis angaria, 5663 nucleotides long. The record is from the annotation of a GenBank genome assembly. NCBI's taxonomy places the organism in Eukaryota, Metazoa, Nematoda, Chromadorea, Rhabditida, Rhabditidae.